AUGCAUCUAAUCCUGUGCAUAUGUUUUAAACCACUUCGAGCUAGGAAUUAUUUGAUUGUUUGGUGCAAUUUAAUCCGUAAACGAAUUACUGUUUACUGGAAUAGCACGUAUAAGGAAAUUUAUGUGCUUGAAUAUGGAAAAAUUAAAUCGAAGAGAAAACAAAAGUCUAAUAAUGGAACAAAUAUAUCUGAUGGAGAACAAAAAGAGCAGGAUUCAGAUGAUAAUGAUCAGGACAUCGAUGUUGUGGAAAUCGAACGAACGGAACCGGAAGAACUGAGUUCUCAAAAUAUAGAAAUUAACAGUGCAUUGAAUUUGGCUGGAGUGAUGCCAGAUGAAGAAUGUAAAUGCAUGAAACAGAUAUUCCUGAGUAGAGCGAUACCAUCAUCUUCCAGUAUGUUGAGACAAUCCCAUAUAGAAGUACUCGUACCACCUCCUCGUCUGAAGAAACAAGCAGCAAAUUCACAAGAACAGAAUCGAGAAGCUGGUGCGCAUGUACCCAUAUGCGGUCGCAGAAAUCAAUUUGUUAUUCGUAACAUGAUCCUAAAUCCUUUAAAAAGUUGCAAGCAUUGCGGAUAUUGUGUUCACUGCAGAAUAGAAAGGCAUUCCUUAGAUGAUGCUGUAGAAAUGGAGAAUGGUGCAACAGGUAAUAUAUCGAAUGCCGAAAGUCGUAUAGGACUAGCUAGUCGAAUACGUCGGUAUCUACCACUUAUGCAAGAUGGACGUGACUCAUCAGGUAUCAAAGAUGAAAUGGAUGUUCUCACUCCUGAUUUCACAAAUAAAAGAGACCUUAUUGGUGCGAAAGAAAUUCUCUUGCGUCAGAAACGAGAUCGGAGAAUGUUGAAGAAACGGCUGCGAGCUCAAAAGCGAGCUGAAUUAGCCGUCAUUGCGAAAUACGAAUUGAGGCAAAAAACGAUUUCCAGCGCAGUUGAACUUCUUCUGCAAAUUUUACAGAUGAUGACUUCAUUUGCAAUUCUUGUUGGUAAUAUUCGCAAAACUUUUAUUCCUGCUCAUUUCAGUUGGCUUAAGUAUGGUCGUAAGGACAGUCUGGAUCUAAUGAUGUUGUGGAGAUGCACAGUAUUUCUUGAUGUACUUCUGUUUUGGACUAGUGUUAUUUGGGCUUAUUGUUUGCAAUGGCAUUUAUGUUGUCGACUUGGUUUGCUGAAAUUUUGGGUAUGGUUAUUGAUGUUAGGAUUAAUUGGAAGUAUUUUCGUAUUCUAUCCUAUGUCCUACGUUCAAGAUAAUCUGGAUAUAAGCUGGUGUCAGUUUAAGCCUAAUAGUACACUUGCGCGGUACCAACCGAAUUGGUAA
Molecule: messenger RNA, 1308 nt
Organism: Brugia malayi
Lineage: Eukaryota; Metazoa; Nematoda; Chromadorea; Rhabditida; Onchocercidae
Exons: 8
Coding region: 1-1308 (435 amino acids)
Source: RefSeq, a predicted model, not a curated record